Molecule: messenger RNA, 1615 nt
Organism: Aspergillus pseudonomiae
Lineage: Eukaryota; Fungi; Ascomycota; Eurotiomycetes; Eurotiales; Aspergillaceae
Product: GNAT family N-acetyltransferase
Exons: 1
Coding region: 526-1251 (241 amino acids)
Molecular function (GO): protein N-terminal-serine acetyltransferase activity; protein-N-terminal-alanine acetyltransferase activity
Source: RefSeq, a predicted model, not a curated record
CCCAAGUAAGGAUGGGGUAUCUAUUCCUUCCGCUGUAUUAGCAUGUGGUCGAAGGUUGGUACCUGCUUCGGUGUGUAUGUACUGAUGUAUUCUCCGGGGACUCGAGCUUUCACCAUUGGGCUGGCCGCGCCUAAUUGCUGCAAUGCUUCGCAAACUCUAUCUCAAUUUCCGAGACCCUUGCCUUCCUAAAGAAGUAAGCACAUGUGUUGGUAGAGUAAAUCACUAUAUUGUAGACAGUACACAGUCCAAUCUGCUACCACAGCUCCCCCGGGCAUUGUCUUUCUCCGUCCCCUCCCACUUCCCACAUGCUAACAGGACCCGCAUCGCAUUCCCUACCUAAACUCACAUACACAGUGGUUAAGACAACCAAAUAGAGUUUUCGACGUAAUUUUUGAAUAGACGAACAGCUACUAUAUCUAAACCACGUCCACACCCAACAUUAUUUAACACUUCCUCGUCAUCCCAGCACUAAAGUAGUACUAAGUCCAUAACAAUUAGUACCUGCUACUAACCACCACUGCCACAAUGACCACCCCCCUCGGCGCCCCAGUCAACCAACCCCCAGCCCAACACCCCACUCCCGGACAACUCCAAGGCCGCACAAUUGACCUUAUCCAUCUAUCGCCCUCCCACGCGGAGGCCCUCUGGCCCCUCGUCGGCGGCACUUCCGACCCCACCAAAGCAUCAACAUGGACCUACCUCCCAGAAGGCCCCUACCCGGAGGCCGACUUCGACAAAUUCCAAGCCUCAGUAACAACAAAAUGCAGCUCCACUGAUCCCCUCUUCUACGCUAUCGUCGACAAGAGCCAACAAGUCCUGGGCUGGAUCACCUUAAUGAGCAUCGUGCCUGAGCAACUAAGGCUCGAGAUCGGGUGGGUGCUGUUCUCGCCUGCGCUGCAGCGCACGACGGGUGCAACGGAGGCGUCGUAUCUACUGCUGAAGUAUGCGUUCGAGGAGCUGGGGUAUCGGCGCGUGGAGUGGAAGUGCAAUGCGCUGAAUGAGGGGUCGAAGAGGGCGGCGGAGCGGCUUGGGUUUGUGUUUGAGGGGGUGUUUAGGCAGCAUAUGGUUGUCAAGGGGAGGAAUAGGGAUACGGCUUGGUUUUCGAUGUUGAAGGAGGAGUGGGAUUCUAGAGGGGUUAAGGAGGCGUUGGAGGGUUGGCUUGCGGAGGAGAAUUUUGAUGAGUCUGGGGCGCAGAAGAGGGGUUUGGAGGGUAUUAGGGAGGAGAUUCUGGGGAGGAAUAGUAAGAAUUGAUUGUCGAGUACGUGUAUAGAUGUUGGCUAUGCACUACUGCGGGUAUCGCAAUCUUUGGAUGUUUUACGCAUAUGUCAAAUGCCUUGGAGUUUGGCAUCAGAACUGUUUUGCCAUAAGGUACAUGGUGCAGGGAGUUCAGAUGAAAUUCCCUCCUUUUUCAAUACUAUAAUGAAAUUGUAAUUAGGCAAAGUGCUUUAGUUUGUGCUGAGUUUCAUGUUCUUUAUCCUUCAGAAUAGCACUGCGUGGAAUGAUAUACUUAGGGCUGAUGGAAUCAGAUCGCUGAAAAGUAAUGUGGGUGCCUAAGAGAUCCAUCUGUGACAUGGAUAACAAAUUGUACUAAUCAUUGAGUAUCCUGGUAUUGAAA